CCUUUAUUACUCUGUCCUCCCACUUUCCCUGACCUCCACAUUCCUGUCACAGUCUUCCCAGUCCUUAAGGUCCUUGUCUCUUUCUUCUCUUGAGACGCUCGUUCGUAACAUUCCCCGUUUCCUCUCUCUUAUUUUUAAAAUGUCCCCUCCUUCCGCAGCCCUGGUCCCUCCUGCCUCACGGAAUCCCCUCCCCUCCGGUGCCGCCCCCUCACUUUCCCAUCGACCAGCGGAGGCACGGCGGACACAGCUGGCGCGGCGCGUGGGGCGCUGGGGGUCACGGCUUGCGUGGCGCGUGGGAGGCGGACGUCUGAGGGCGCCGCGGGGUCCUCCGGCUCCCCGGCAGCCCCCGCGCGCGGUGCAAGCUGGGGGAACAUGGCCGCUUCCGGUCUCCCUCCUGGGCCGGCGCGGGCCUGACCGCGGCCCCUGCCAGUCGCACUCCGCCCUCCGUUUCUCCAGCCCGGCAGCCGCGGAGGUCGCUGCAGGCUUUCUCUCCCGCUGCCUCCGCCGCGCCAUGGAGAAGAGCUCGAGUUGCGAGAGUCUUGGCUCCCAGCCGGCAGUAGCACGGCCACCCAGCGUGGAUUCCCUGUCCAGUGCUUCCACUUCUCAUUCAGAGAAUUCAGUGCAUACAAAAUCAGCUUCUGUUGUAUCAUCGGAUUCCAUAUCAACUUCUGCAGAGAACUUUUCUCCUGAUUUGAGGGUCCUGAGGGAGUCUAACAAAUUAGCAGAAAUGGAAGAACCACCCUUACUUCCAGGAGAAAAUAUUAAAGACAUGGCCAAAGAUGUAACUUAUAUAUGUCCAUUCACUGGUGCUGUACGAGGAACUCUGACUGUUACGAAUUACAGGUUAUAUUUCAAAAGCAUGGAACGGGAUCCCCCAUUUGUUUUAGAUGCUUCUCUUGGUGUUAUAAGUAGAGUAGAAAAAAUUGGUGGUGCUUCUAGUCGAGGUGAAAACUCUUACGGACUUGAAACUGUGUGCAAGGAUAUCCGGAACUUACGGUUUGCUCACAAACCUGAGGGGCGAACAAGAAGAUCUAUAUUUGAGAAUCUAAUGAAAUAUGCAUUUCCUGUCUCUAAUAACCUGCCUCUUUUUGCUUUUGAGUACAAAGAAGUAUUCCCUGAAAAUGGGUGGAAGCUAUAUGACUCUCUUUUAGAGUAUAGAAGGCAGGGAAUUCCAAAUGAAAGCUGGAGAAUAACAAAGAUAAAUGAACGGUAUGAGCUUUGUGAUACAUACCCUGCCCUCUUGGUUGUGCCGGCAAAUAUUCCUGAUGAAGAAUUAAAGAGAGUGGCAUCCUUCAGAUCACGGGGCCGUAUCCCAGUUUUAUCAUGGAUUCAUCCUGAAAGUCAAGCCACAAUCACUCGGUGUAGCCAGCCCAUGGUAGGGGUAAGUGGGAAGCGAAGCAAAGAAGAUGAAAAAUACCUUCAAGCCAUCAUGGACUCCAAUGCCCAAUCUCAUAAAAUGUUUAUAUUUGACGCCCGGCCAAGUGUUAAUGCUGUUGCCAAUAAGGCAAAAGGUGGAGGUUAUGAAAGUGAAGAUGCCUAUCAAAAUGCAGAACUAGUUUUUCUAGAUAUCCACAAUAUCCAUGUUAUGAGAGAAUCUUUACGAAAACUUAAGGAGAUUGUGUACCCCAACAUUGAGGAGACCCACUGGUUGUCUAACUUGGAAUCUACUCACUGGCUAGAGCAUAUUAAGCUUAUUCUCGCAGGGGCUCUUAGGAUUGCUGACAAAGUAGAGUCAGGAAAGACGUCUGUGGUAGUCCACUGCAGUGAUGGCUGGGAUCGCACAGCUCAGCUGACCUCCCUGGCCAUGCUCAUGUUGGAUGGAUACUACCGAAGCAUCCGAGGAUUUGAAGUCCUUGUAGAAAAAGAGUGGCUAAGCUUUGGACAUCGAUUUCAGCUUAGACUUGGCCAUGGAGAUAAGAACCAUGCAGAUGCAGACAGAUCACCUGUUUUUCUUCAGUUUAUUGACUGUGUCUGGCAAAUGACAAGACAGUUUCCUACAGCAUUUGAAUUCAAUGAAUAUUUUCUCAUUACCAUUUUGGACCACCUAUAUAGCUGUUUGUUUGGAACAUUCCUCUGUAACAGUGAACAGCAGAGAGGAAAAGAGAAUCUUCCCAAAAGGACUGUGUCAUUGUGGUCUUACAUAAAUAGUCAGCUGGAGGACUUCACUAAUCCUCUCUAUGGGAGCUAUUCCAAUCAUGUCCUUUAUCCAGUAGCCAGCAUGCGCCACCUAGAGCUCUGGGUGGGAUACUACGUAAGGUGGAAUCCACGGAUGAAGCCACAGGGUGUGCUGCUCUUGCAGGAGCCCAUUCACAACAGAUAUAAAGAACUUCUUGCUAAACGAGCAGAGCUUCAGAAGAAAGUAGAGGAACUACAAAGAGAAAUUUCCAACCGAUCAACCUCAUCCUCGGAGAGAGCCGGUUCUCCUGCACAGUGUGUCACUCCUGUACAGACUGUUGUGUGAGAGGGCUACUGGAUGGGGCCAUCGGUCAUCGCCAUGAACUCUGAUUACAGUGGCAGCUUCAUGAGGAGAAAGUUUCUGAAUAUAGAACCCAUCUGUGAGAGAACUUAAGUCACUUUAUUUAUUUUAAAUCUCUCUAGGAUGAGUUUAGAACUGUAGCAGUGCAGGUGGUUUAAGUGAAAUAACCCCACAUGUAAUUACAUGUUUAUGACACUAAUCUUAUAAGUCACCCAAAGAACAUUAAAAUGCUUCAGUCCUGGAUCCACAGUGGGAACAAGUUUCUGAUUUUAAAAGGAAAAUGCUGUCUCAGAAAUCUUGGUAUGUGGUAAAAUCAAAACACAAACUACUUCAGAAAUACACUUCUUGAUGGAAGAGCACUCAUUGCACAGAAGGAGGAGCAUCAGUUUUCAAACCAAACCAAUACUGACAUUUCAUGGCAUUAUACAUACUGGGCUUCAGUGUCAUAAUCAAGAUCAUUUGAUGCUCCUUUGCCCAUCAUGGGUUUUUCCUUUUUGUAGUAAGUGAUUUACUUUCACCAUUCAAAACUCGUGUUCUUCAUAUAAUAAGGCAAAGUCUUGAGGAUAUUAUGGUGUAGUAAUAGUUGAAAAUUAUUGCUGUCAUUAUUUAUGUACUUAAUUUAAGAUGUAUUAGAUAGCUGUUCCAAAAUGAUGCCUUACAGAUGUGCUUGGGAGGAGGAUGGAGAGGAGAAAGUGGUAGCCAUCCAGGAUUUCAAAGAAUUCCACAUCCUUCAGAUUAGUUUCCAUUUGCACAAUUACUAGAAACAUCAUGAAACAUAUUUAAAAAACUCAUCUGCCCUACUUUAUUAUAGUUACAUUUUUUUUUUGAACACAGAGAAGUUAACUGGCAAAUUUUGAGGCAGUAUGUAAAAGUUUAGUAGGACUGACAUUUUUUCUGAAGUCUGUAUAAAUAGCAUAUGGUGAGAAGUACUGUGCUCAAAUUUUACAUGAAAUAUUUGACUAUUACUUUCCUUUGCAAAUUCUAUAACUCCACUGAAUGAUUAAGUCUACCAAAGGAUUUAUUGCAUGUAAAAAUGUAUUAGUCUCAAUGCCAGUAAAGGAAAUCCUGCUUCACUUCUUGGCUGCUACAGUAAGAAUUCAGCGCUGGUAUAAACACUUGACUCCCUGGUGUCUAUUUUACUCUGUAUAAGAGCCAUAUGUUAUGUACUGUAACACAAAGGAGCUUCUUGUCCCUUGGGUCUUUAAUUAAAAGAAAAUUUCAACUGA
This is a messenger RNA of Orcinus orca (killer whale), 3702 nucleotides long. It is a transcript of the gene MTMR2, whose product is annotated as myotubularin related protein 2. Lineage: Eukaryota; Metazoa; Chordata; Mammalia; Artiodactyla; Delphinidae. The record is from RefSeq and is a predicted model, not a curated record. Gene Ontology annotation, biological process: dephosphorylation. Bases 140 to 2461 code for a protein of 773 amino acids. The transcript is spliced from 15 exons. Gene Ontology annotation, molecular function: phosphatidylinositol-3,5-bisphosphate 3-phosphatase activity.